AGCACGCCGCGUCGCCUCUCGCUCUCUCUACUGAUUGUUGUUGCUCCUCCCCUGCAGCGCACCACACACUUUUCCUUCCAGCCCACAAAACAGCAGGUCUCAAUUACUUAUUGUGCUGUCUCGGCGGUAGAUAUGAAAGGCAUCCGUUUCCUGCGCUGCGCGGCGGGUGCGGCGGGAAGCGGUUGUGGGGCGGCAUUCGCCACAGCGGACAGCGCUGCUUCCUCGUCCGCUGCCGCCAGUGCCGGCUCGAGCACCUCCGGCUCUUCAACGUUAUCAUCGGCGAACAGCACUCUCCAUUCUUUUCGCACGCGCGACAUCACCCUGCGCAUCCCCAGCAAAGAUCACCUCGUGCGCGUCUCUUUCUGCUCCACGCGCUACCUCUUAGCAGAGACGAUACGUCGCCACAGCCUUCUCCGUGUUACCGGGGCCAACCUUCCGUUUCUGCAGCUGCUCGGCACGCAGCUCACCUUCACCAACCUCCUGGCGUCUGCGCAGGAGGGCGAAGAGCGAGUGGAGACCCGCCUCACCUCGGACGAGGCGACCAUCCUGACCGAGGCGCUGGCGCUGGGGGAGUGCCGCUGCUACCUUCGACCGGAGUACAACGCCCAACUGGAAGCGGAGGGGCAGCCCACCUUUCCCCUCCGCGUGAACCGCAUCCUGUACCGCCAGCGGGCGCCGUUCUCCUCUCUCGUACACGCCGACCUUGCGGAGUUACUGCAGCCCCCCAUCCCUACCUCUUCUGAUGGUCACGUGAAGGAUGCCGAAGGCGGUGCCGUCGAUCACACAGUGCCUUUCUCGCUGUUCACGCCGACCAUGGUGAGUCGGGUGCCGCUGGACGCGUGGACCAACUUCUUUGCGUACAACAGCACCCUGCACGCCUACAACUAUCUCCGCCGCUCCGAUGGCUGCGUGCCGGCGGUAUGGCUGCACACGGCGCUCGAUGCGGCAGUGUUGCGUGCGGAUGACCUCCUAGACGCCGAUGGCACACCUCUUUCGAAUCCCCACGUAAAGGCUGAUGUGAAAAGCCCUGAUAGCAAGGAGGCCGAGAAGGUGGCGGAGGCUCAGGCGCAGGCGCUGCAGCGCACCCUGCGUCACGCCAUCCCCCACAGCUUUGGUGUCAUCGUCACGCCCCUCGCCGCGGGAGACGCGGUGGAGCGGCAGGUGGGUCAGCUGAAUCGGGUGCUGAUGGAAGCCGCGGUCCUCCUGCACGCCCCGCCGACCAGUGGCCGCAACGCCUCUUCUGACAGUGGUGGUGCGGCGGCGUCUGCCUCGCCUCUUCAGUCGCUCUUGGAACGGUGCAAGGAGAAGCACACGACGUGUCAGCACAUUCUGUCCCUCCUGACCGGCGACCACGAAGGGGCACACGCGUCGGCCGUAGCGGCGCGGCAGUACAGCGAGGACCCUGCGCAGGUGGCGGCUGUGGUGGAUCCCAUUCGUCGUGCGAUGGGCGUUGCUGACUUUGUGCUUCCCCUCGCUGCGACGGAGGCGGUGCGCACCGGCCUUGACUUUUUCUGCCGUUGUUCGAAGCAGAACAUCGUCUCGUCGCUUACGGCCGCCCCUGCCAGUGCGCUAACGUCGCUGAAGGAGAACGACGGCGUCGUGAACUGCUCCUUCUGCGGUAAGCACUACCAACUGACAGUCGAAGAUUGGGCCGAGUUGGAGAAGGCGCGUGCGGCGCCACCUGCACCGCCUUCUCGGUGA
This is a messenger RNA of Leptomonas pyrrhocoris, 1701 nucleotides long. RefSeq lists its product as hypothetical. Bases 133 to 1701 code for a protein of 522 amino acids. The record is from RefSeq and is a predicted model, not a curated record. Gene Ontology annotation, molecular function: protein folding chaperone. Gene Ontology annotation, biological process: protein refolding. Gene Ontology annotation, cellular component: cytoplasm. The transcript has a single exon. Lineage: Eukaryota; Euglenozoa; Kinetoplastea; Trypanosomatida; Trypanosomatidae.